Prunus armeniaca (apricot) is the source of this 960-nucleotide messenger RNA. The record is from the annotation of a GenBank genome assembly. Lineage: Eukaryota; Viridiplantae; Streptophyta; Magnoliopsida; Rosales; Rosaceae.
AUGCCAAGCCCUACUCUGAAACCAGUGCUGCAAACAAUGUCGUCUGCCCGGGUUCGUGAGGUGAUCAGGCAGUGCCUCUCUGAGGCGCAGUCAUCAGACUUUCAUGAAGCGGAGCAAAAAGCUCUUCAGACCCUAGUUUCCAUCACCAAGGUCAGUCCCCUAAACAGGAACUUGCUUGCACUAACAGAAGGAGCCAUCCCUGCCUUACUUACCCUCUCAAAAUCUUCCUCCGACAUCAUUCAGAUUCUCUCAUUGUCUAUCCUCUUCAACCUCUCCCUCAACCCUGAUCUAAAGCAAUCUCUUGCAGAUAUCGAAACCAUUCACCACCUGAAUUCCAUAAUUGCCACCUUGAACUCAGAAGAGUCUGGCAGAGUUGCUUCGUCUCUGGUUUGUAGUUUAGCAAUGCUUGACAAGAACAAGGCCAAGUUUGGGGUGGCAGGCACCAUCCAGUUGCUUGUCAAGGCCAUUGCCGGUCCCCGCUGUCCUGCUGCUCAUCACCUCCUUAGCUCUCUAGCCGAGCUUGUCCGGUUCCACGGGAACUGCACACUGGCAGUGAGAGAAGGAGCUGUUCAAGCUCUUAUCCAAGUGGUGGAGAGCACCGAUGGCGAGGAUCUAGCUGGAAUUUCUCUUCUGGUUCUAGCCCUUCUUGCAAGGUUCGAUGAAGGAUUGAAUGCUCUGAGAAAAACUGACCAGAUUGUGAGUAAGAUGGUAGAUGUGUUGAAGGGGAGGUGCAUGCUGAGCAAGGAGGGUGCAGCUGAAAUCCUACUUCUCCUGUUUGAGGAAAGUGAGGGCUGUGUGAGAGAUGCUUUGAGGCUGCCGGACUUCUCAACUUUGAUAGCUGAUCUUUCAGUCAGAGGAUCGGCUCGAGCUCGAGAGAAGGCGGCUUUGCUGCUGAAGAAGAUCAUGGAUGCUGACUUGGAUUCUUAUGUGGAUGGAAACCCCAUGUUUUCCCAGUGGUAG